AGAGAGUUCUUAGGGUUAGGACUGCCCUUGAACUCCCUCUUUCUCCUUCCUUCCCCCUCGCGUUGCCUUUGCUCUUCUUCCUGAACUCGCCGGAGUGUCUGCUUGCAGUACCUCCUCCUUCAGGUAGAAUGGCGAAAUCUAAGAAUCAUACCGCUCACAACCAGUCCUACAAGAACCACAAGAAUGGUAUCAAGAAGGUGAAGAAGCACAAAUAUGCCUCAAGGAAGGGGAUGGACCCCAAGUUCCUAAGGAAUCAGAGGUAUGCGAAGAAGCACAACCGGUCUGGUGCGGCCAGUGAGGUUGAGGAGACGGAAGAGUAAAUUUUAGGUCGGCCUAGUAUGUGGGAGAUACGCUCUUGUUAAGUCCUUUCCACAUGUGGUGAUUGAUUCGAAUUCAGAAUAUUAUUUCGUGUUGAAAGGUUAA
This is a messenger RNA of Physcomitrium patens, 423 nucleotides long. RefSeq names its product large ribosomal subunit protein eL29y. The record is from RefSeq and is a predicted model, not a curated record. Gene Ontology annotation, cellular component: ribosome; cytosolic large ribosomal subunit. Lineage: Eukaryota; Viridiplantae; Streptophyta; Bryopsida; Funariales; Funariaceae. Gene Ontology annotation, molecular function: structural constituent of ribosome. Gene Ontology annotation, biological process: cytoplasmic translation.